AGGGGUCAGAGUAACUGUGUUCUAAAAAUAGCCAGAUAUUGUAGUGAAAAGCUGGCUGCUAUCUUUCACAUAAAGUCAAAUUAAGCUUUUUACUAGGGUAGCCAUUUGUAAUUGCUCUAAACUUUGGUCCACAGCUAGUGACACAACCUUAUUAUUGAAAGCUGUUACAUUACGCAUCUAAGUAACAGAUUUACUAAGCCAAUGAGCCAAACUAAGACUAAAGUUACUACCUUAAGAAAUAAAGAUGAUUCGACCACCAGACGUAGAUCUGGUGCUGCCACGCCCACGCUACAACCUGCUGAUAAAGAUAUAACUCCACCCAGUUCUGCCGGAUCAAACAAAAGUAUUAGAACUCGUUUGUCAACAGGAACCUUAUUUAUGAACGGAACAUCAACAAUUAAAGAUAUCAAAACGACGGAAGAGGAGGAAGCAGCGAAACCACAAAAAGAAACAGGUCACGGUAAGAAGAGAAAUGCUGGUCGAGAUAUUAGUCCAUCUGCUCCAUUACCUAAAAGGAGAAAAAUUGCCAAAAAUGAUGGCACUGGAAAUGACAAUAAGAAUGAUUAUUUUUGUUGGAUGUGUCAUAAAGAUGGUGAACUAGUUGGUUGUGAAUUGUGUCCAAGAGUUUUUCAUACCAAAUGUCUAGGUAUAAUUGACAAUGAUUUACCUAACGAUUGGGUGUGUACAGAAUGUGAGCAAAUAAUGAAGGCUGAAUGUGUUGAGACUAGAUCUAAAGCUAUGUCUAUGAUAACAUUAGAUACCUUGUGUACCUUACUCAAACACGCCUUAAGACGCAUGCAAGUUCCUGAGAGUGGCCCAUUUGAUAAACCAGUCGACCAAGUGGCUAUUCCUAAUUAUUCAGAUUUUGUUUUUCAUCCCAUGGAUCUGGGACAACUGGCCAAGAAUAUACGUAAAAAAAUAUAUGGCUGUACAGAAGCUUUUUUAGCAGAUGCUAAAUGGAUUUUACAUAACAGUACUGUUUAUAAUGGCAGUGAUCAUCAUUUAACAAAGACAUCAAGAGCCAUGAUGAAAAUCUGUCAACAUGAGAUGCGUGAAAUAGAAGUUUGUCCUGAUUGUUAUCUUAACUCUUGCUUAAAAGAAGAUGCUGACUGGUUUUGUGAACCCUGUAGAACACCUCAUACGCUUACAUGGGCUAAGUUAAAAGGUUUUCCAUUCUGGCCGGCUAAGGCUUUGCGAGAAAAUGAUGGAUUGGUGGAUGUCCGAUUUUUUGGGGCUCAUGACAGAUCUUGGGUUCCAGUAAGUAAUGUAUUUCUAUUGUCUAAAGAUUGUCCGAAUGGUCAGAAAAAAAGAAGCACUCACUUUAAUGAAGCUAUGGAAGAACUAGAACGACACAUUCAGAAAAUCAGGAUAAAAUUUGGUUCAUAUGACUAUAUGCCACCCCGAACACCAUUUGGUAAUGGUAAAAAUCCUGUUGUAAAGAAGAAAAAGAUGAUGACAUCUACUCCUGUUAAAAAACUGGGCAUGAAAAAAUCUAAAAAAGGUGUUACCGGCUUACUUAACAGGUAUAAUACAAAAAAGACUGGUAGUCCAAAAGUUAUAAGAACUUUUAUCGACCAGACCGAAUGUGAAGUGACAUUAAACAGAAGGGAUUUUUCACAAAUUCAAAAUGUGAAAGUUGUCGCAUCAUCAAAUAAUGUGAAAGGAAGUGAAGAUGAUUAUGAAAGUGACACAAUUCUAAAGCAGGCGGACCUUAAUGAAUCGCUUGGGGAAUCAGCUUUACAAAUUAUUCAGGCUGCUAUCAGCACAAAAGUGGACAAUAAUACAAAUUAUCAGACAUCAGAACCACAAGUGUCUGCAAGGACAAGUGAAAUUUCUGAUAUUAAAAUUACUCAACCAGUGGAUUGGAAGCUUGGACCACAGACAUUAUCAGAUAAAAAGGAAAAUGUUGAUGUUGAAGUUCCAAAAGUUCACGAGCAAUUGAAAAUAAACAAUCAAAUUAAAACAAAUUCAGAGAAUAAUGAUGUCAGGACUAUUCUCCAUCCUACAGAGGUCAAGGCUAAUUGUGUUGAAGGGACCAAUUCUCUGCCUCAUUCAAGUCCUUCACAGGUCAAAGACAUCAGUGAAAGUUUUAGUGUUAAUCUUCCAGAGAAAAACACUACAUGUUUUAAUGAUAGUGUUGACUCUAAUUAUAUUUCAACCCCUGGGCAGUCUGAAAACCAAGUCAAAGGUCAUACUCCUGAAAAAUCAGAUAACAAGGUCAAAAGUCAUAUCCAUGAAACCUCAGAAAACAAGGUCAGUGCCUUUGACCUUUCAGAAAACAAGGUCAAAGUUCAUGCCCCAGACAUUUUGGGGGCCAAAAGUGCUAUUAAUACAACAAAAAAAAUUGAAGAAAUGGAAGUCGAUUCUAAAGACGAUAAUGAAAAACAUAGACUGAUUAUUGAUUUGAAACCAGAUUUAGAUUCUGUGCCUCCAACAGUGAAACCUAAUAAAUCCCCUCCUGUGAGAACUGACACUAACCAACCUUUACCAGCACAAACUGAACAGAUAGCUUCUGUUCAACCAGGGACAAACAGUGAAAAUAUUUGCUCAAAUUCAAAAUCAGAAACAGUUCAAGCAAAGCAAUCCGAGAGUAAUGUCAUAGCUAGUAAUAAUGGUAGUCAAGUAUCAGUAUUAACUAAACAGAGUUGUGGUGUGUCUAUGUUAUCAGCUUCUAAAACAAUGAAAUCUCUUGCUAGACAAAUAGUAUCAAACUCUCCGCCACCUCAGGAUACAGAAAUGACAUUAGAGACAGAGACUCCAGAUAAUGAAAAAUUACCUAAUAAUAUAACCGAUAUCAUACAGUCUUAUACUAAAAAGUUGUCAAGUUCUAUAGAAGAAACAAUUACCUCCCUUUGUAAAGAUCUUGUUUCAGUUACUAAAAAAAAUUAUUGUAAGGGUCCUUUACGUAAUGAACGUAAUGAAGAAGAAGAAGCUGAAGAAAAAGAGAAGUUUGAAGUUAUAAAGUGGGCACAUCAACAACAAAUAGAAGAAUUAAAACAUAGCUUUAAACUAAACUUAAUGGAAGCUCGUUCUGGAUGGGAGUCUGAUAUAGUUCGAACUCAAUUAGAGUUAAACAAAAAGUUUGAAGCUGAUAAGAAACUAGCUGUAGAAGAAGCCAAGAAAAAACAAUGGUGUGCGAAGUGUGGUAAAGAAGCUAUAUAUUAUUGUUGUUGGAAUACCAGUUAUUGUGCCUAUACCUGUCAACAAUCACAUUGGCCAGAACAUAUGACCACAUGUAUGCAAGCUCAAAAUGCAGCCAGUCAGCAACAAGAACCUGUUAAAUCUAGUAGCCAACCACAGGUCUCGGUACAAUCUACACCUUCUACUGUUACACCUAGCAACAAAACCAUCCAAUCAAACAGUUCAAUAUUACAAACAAAGACGUCUGAAUGGAUAGAUAGUCAAGCAGAAUCAGUACAGGUACAGAGAACAUUUAAUUUAGCACCACCUGUAGAAUCUAAUGGGGACGUACACCCAGUUUGGAGAAAUCGUGCUCGAGAUAACUUAGAGAAAGUUUUAUUACGUCAAAGUGAAACCAGUCAUCUUAAUAAUAAUACAAUACAACAGUUUCAACAACAGAAUAAUAAUAUGUUAAUAUCUAAUCCUAAUCAACAUCCACAGAUGAGAUUACAAGCUACCCAGUGUAUGAGUAUACAGUCUAAUACAGUAUUACCUGCUGCUACUCUACUACCAAACAAUUCUAUUAUAUACCCUGUCUUACAACCACAACAACAACAACAACAACUAAACAACCAACAGGCAGCCAUUUUACAACGCAAUCAACUUAUACUAGCUCAACCUAAUCCUAACCAGUUACAAUUUCAACGAUUUCAAUUACAACAGGGUAAAUACGGUAUUUGAAUCUCGUAAAGAAGUUUGUGGGAUCAUGUGUGAAUAUUGGGAUCAAACAAUUUCAGCAUUUGUUUCAACAGAUUUUGUGUGGGCAUGCAUGAAUAUUAAUGGCCUUCCAGUGAAAGUCACAACCUCCAGCGACAACCAAAUCGCAGUGGUAGUAAAAAUGAUGUAAUAAGUCCUGACUGAACAUUUAUAAUUUUCAGUAAAAACCAAAUACUAUGUAUUUUAAUUGAGAAAAUAUGGUAUUUAAAAUUGUGUUUCUAAAAUAAAAUAUGGAAUUAAUCCAAUUUUUGAAAGUUUAUAAGUUGUUUAAAAAUUGGAACCGACAGUGUUGAGAUGAAUGAUCAUAAGCAUAUUAUCAUCCUACAGUGGACUCUGUCACUUCCGACAUAGUACGGGAUCGAUACAAUAUGCCAGAUUAUACAGCAUGACAGAAUACUCAAUUGUCUCAAUACCAGAAGUAUUAUUGUACCUCAUAUAUCAGAAGUAUUAUUCCAAUACACCUUCGAAUACCCAUAACAUAAAAUAUGAUAAACCAUUCUGUACAUUCAAAAUUUUAUUCCUUAAAAUUAUUACGUUUUUACUUUGUACAUGUACAAACCACUCGUGCGUCAUUCUGUUGAUGUUUUCAAAUUUAGAGUUCGAGUAAAAUCCUUUCUUACUGUUUCUUAUACCACGGUAUUCAUAUUGAUCAAGAGUGACAAGUUAGUUGCUGAAGCGCUGAGUAUUGAAGUACGAAGUGGUCCACAUAAAACAUGUUUCAGCUAAUGAAAAAAUUGAUUACCAGCGGCAACAAUAUGAAAGCACCUGCCUAUUAUAAUAUGGUUCCUUAUAUUUUUUAGCGUUUUUUAAGAGGUUUUUUUUUGCUUUCAAAAAGUAAUUUGUAUUGUCUGGUGCAAGGCCUACAUAGUUACCGAAAGAUGCCAUAUUUCUAUCGUUUUUUAUAGUUCAAAAUUUUGUUUCAGUUGUUUUUACUAAACUAGGAUCUGAAAGAGUUGUUAUAUAACCUGCGUUCCUAUUGAUGUGAGGGAUUAGCCAAUGAAACGGUUUAUUAUGGCGAGUUUUUGGCGCAAGUUUUAUGGAACUGUGGGUAACCCACUAGAAACAUCAGCACUGAUUGGUUAAUCAAAUGUCUAACGUCAUAGGGUCAAAAGCUGCUUGUAUGACCUCUCACACGACCUACACUACAACUGGUCAGAUCUUCAUGUAGUAGAGGCCAUAGAAAGUAUAAAAAAACGAAAAGAUAUAUAGAUCUGUAUUUUAAUCAGAUUGGCAUGAAACCAUCUAUUGAAUACUUAAUGGCUAAUUCCUUCUGUGUAGGUCCUAUAACUUUCUCAAAAUCUGCUAUCAUUUGCUGCUUGACAUCUAAUGUCAAAUUUGUACAUGCACGCUUUGCAGGACGAACAGACAUUCUGAACACAAUAUUAUAAUGAUAGUGAUUCUUCAUCUACCAAGUGCUCUCUUACUAGAGAUUAUAAAAUUAUCAAGGUUAUUAACAAAGAUGGACAGUGUCUUAAGCUCACCAAUAAAUGAUUGGUGAUUGCUUGUCAGUUAACACCCACUGAUUUAGGGCCGGAUUAUCCAUUGUUAAUUCAAUGCAAAUCGUGUGACUGGACCGCUGAUUGAUGUCGUUAUUCGGAAUAUUCAGAAUAUGGACUACUCAAAACUUUUUUGGUUGAAGUAAUAAGGAAAUAAAUCUGGACAUGAAAAUGAUGACGGAUUUCACAGAAUGCAGUAGUAUUCAGAUGUUGGAAGCGACAGAGUCCACUGUAUUUCAUAAUAACUGUACACAGAAACAUAAACAUAAUAAGAGGGCAAUACAUGACCUUAUUAUUAUCAAGACUAAUGAAUGGCCAUUGAUAUAAAGGAUAUUAUUGUGUAUAAAACUUGUAAAAUUGUUUGAAUUUGGAACAUAACCUUUUGACAAACCUAAUUUUCUUUUGUAUUAAAAUUUUUGUAGAUUGUUU
Patella vulgata (common limpet) is the source of this 5822-nucleotide messenger RNA. RefSeq names its product MYND-type zinc finger-containing chromatin reader ZMYND8. Lineage: Eukaryota; Metazoa; Mollusca; Gastropoda; Patellidae. The transcript is spliced from 23 exons. The coding region runs from base 202 to 3861 and encodes 1219 amino acids. The record is from RefSeq and is a predicted model, not a curated record. Gene Ontology annotation, molecular function: protein binding.